Messenger RNA from Venturia canescens, 4554 nucleotides. RefSeq names its product serine/threonine-protein kinase 10-like. The record is from RefSeq and is a predicted model, not a curated record. Gene Ontology annotation, molecular function: protein kinase activity; ATP binding. The transcript has 8 exons. Gene Ontology annotation, biological process: protein phosphorylation. Lineage: Eukaryota; Metazoa; Arthropoda; Insecta; Hymenoptera; Ichneumonidae. The coding region runs from base 218 to 2734 and encodes 838 amino acids.
CCGCUCUUGCCUGCCUGCUUGCCAAAAAGGGCCCGAGAGAGAACUCCUCCAAGAGAGCAGAGGCAGAGAGAGGUGCGCGACGUGAGAGAUGAAGUUCCCUGUAUGAUAGUGAAAAUUGUCAAGUAAAAUAGAAAAAGAAAGUAGAGAAAAUAAGAAAAAAAAUCUGUAAGUGUCGCGUGGUUUGUUCACGUUCGGCGGUUUUUCGCGGCGUUGACAAAUGUCCGACGAGGUACCAAGGAUGUCGAGCACCCUCGAGAACAAGAUACUAGAUCUUCAGGAACGCCUGAGGGCGGAGAAAGAAUCCCGUGACAGAGAUCGACAGAGUAAUGAUAUCGUGCCAGGAAGUGCUACUCUCCAACCGUCAUCCUCGGCACCGACCUCGAGUCCCGUUGCUCGAAGACCUCGACAACUGGGUGACAUGGGAACUCCGACAAGGCCGAAGCGGCAGUUGGAUUUGCCGGUACUUCAGAUGAUGCCCCCAAAGGCUCAUAAUGGUGAAUUUGAGUCAAAGCUACAGGAGAUCAUGAAGCAAAAUGGGAUAUUGAAUAUUGAUGGCCAAAAGUAUCAUACGGACAUGAAAGACUUGGAACAUCUUGGCGAAUUAGGCAAUGGAACUUGUGGGCAUGUGGUGAAGAUGAGACAUAAGCCCAGCGGAGUGGUCAUAGCUGUUAAACAAAUGAGAAGAUCGGGUAAUGCAGAGGAAAACAAAAGGAUAAUUAUGGACUUGGACGUUGUCCUGAAAUCUCACGACUGUCCUUACAUAGUACAGUGCUUGGGUUGUUUCAUAACUGAAUCCGAUGUAUGGAUUUGUAUGGAACUCAUGGCUACGUGCCUUGACAAACUGCUGAAAAAGUGCCGUCAGGCCAUUCCUGAGGAAUUUUUAGGCAAAGUUACUGUAGCAACCGUGAAAGCGUUGUCGUACCUGAAAGAGAAGCACGGGGUUAUACAUAGAGACGUUAAACCUAGCAAUAUACUUUUGGAUGAGAUGGGAGGUGUUAAGUUAUGCGACUUUGGUAUAUCAGGACGCUUGGUUGACAGUAAAGCGAAAACACGAAGCGCCGGUUGUGCAGCAUACAUGGCGCCCGAAAGGAUAGAUCCACCUGAUCCGACAAAACCAGACUACGAUAUAAGAGCAGACGUGUGGAGUUUGGGUAUCACUCUGGUUGAAUUAGCAACCGGUGUUUUUCCCUAUCGAGACUGCAAGACUGAUUUUGAAGUCCUGAGUAGGGUAGUACAAGACGAUCCUCCUGCUUUGCCCCAGGAUGCAACAUUCUCGAAAGAAUUUCGAGGUUUUGUAACGUGUUGUUUGACGAAAAAUUAUAAACAUCGGCCUAAGUAUCACAAGCUAAUGGAACAUUCGUUUAUACGAAAAUACGAUUCGCCUCAGGACGAGACUGCUCCAGAUUCCUCAUCUCUGCCGACUUCCAGUUGUCAAUGGUUCGGUAGAGUAAUGCAGCAACUUGAGCCGAGUUUCAGGUUGUCGGGUGGGCAACAACACCAGCAAAAUACCCAACACCAACAACAACAGCAGCAGCAGCAACAAAAUCAGCCUCGAGGUCACGUGUCAUUAAAGCAAACGGCACAUUUGAGAUCUCAUUCGGAAGUACCGGCUUUUAUGAAGAGCAACGCGACCAAAGAACAACAAUCCAAUACAUCGAUGAAUUUUCUCCCUUUUCAUCAACGCUCAAGCAGCGAGAACGGCGCUAAUUAUCUGCCGUAUAGUCCUUACGCGAUAAAGCGAAAGGAUGUCGUUAUAUCGAGGCCUUUCUCGCCGCCGGUAAAUCCCGUCGAAACGGAACCGGCUACGUGCCUUCAAUCGAGGCCUUUUUCACCCUGGAGACAACAGCAGCAGCACCAACAACAACAACAACAACAACAACACCAGCAGCAGCAGAAAUCACAAGCUGAGCAAAUGAGCAGGGAAUACGCUUCGAAAAGAUGCUCUUCUAAUGGACAAGCUUAUGUCGACGGACGUUCCUAUUCGCCUUAUCGACACGAAAACACCAACUCCGGGGAUACGAACGAAGUCAGAUCGUAUUCACCUUAUCACGGACGUUUCGAAGAACGACGCGACAACAGCGGUGAUAGAUGGCAAAAUGUUUCACGCUCUUUGAGCCCUUUCGCCAGAGAUUAUUCUCCUUGGCGGAGAGAAAACGUUGAUCCGCCUGGCGUCGUUCAACCGGUCGUAGAAAGCGGAAGAUAUUCACCGUUUGUACAAUACAGGCUUGGACAACUUCCUCCCGCACCGCAGACGCAUCCACCAUCUCAGGAUAUUUAUGGCAGUCCAAUGAUCAGCAGGAAAAGAUUUCCAUCGGAACCUCCGCCUCAUGGUACACACGGUUCGACCAGUCCCCAAUUGCUCAUAUCUCGGUUCGCUCAUCAACUCAAACAAGAUCCCCCGAUAACGUCGGCUCAAAAUUCGACUACUGGAAACUCAAAGGAAUCGGCAAAAAAACGUUUUGCGUCCUACGUUAGACUCAGACUCGGUGGCGAAAGAGCACCGUCGCCGGAACCACCACCGCGAAUGAAUCGUGGUGAAUCUCCCCUCGCCGGUCGGAGAAACAUAGUCGAUCAACCUUCGCCGUCGUUUCCACGAAGAUACGUUUCGCCCUCGCCACCUCAACCGCCACCGCGCAGAUUAUCGGAGAGUAAUUCAGUGCCGGGCAGUCCACAGUACGUGCGAGCGCGUUUGCGUUACACUCCGGAGCCCCAGAGGAGGCCGCCGCCCCCAUAACGCAUGGCCAAGGAUUUGGCCGAUGAAAACGAUCCGUAUAAAUGUGACAUAAAGUGGGUGCCAUACGAAGUGACGAGAUUAGCGAAGGAGAUGCCGAGUAGUGAUCGUUCGAAGGACAAAUAUUCACACGCGGAUAUCCCGUUUGGAGAAUACUUGAUGAAAAUGAAAACCGUCUCGAGGGUAGCAUCGAUCACGAAUAGUUCAAAACCAAAAAGCCGUAAUAAUACUCUAAUUCCGAAAAGUCAGUUGUUCGUGACGAACCCGAUAUGCGCGAGCUUUGGAGGUUUGCGCAGCGUAAAAAAGCUUUUGCACGUCUGAAAGGAGAAAAAGAAGAUGACGAAAAAAACAAAAAACCAAAGUGAUAUGCCGUGAGAUAAAUUAUGCGAGGGCAAUGAUAAAAAUGAAACAAAAAUAACAAGAAAAAAACUUUGACGACACGGCUUUCGCGACCUAAAUCUCUCGUUCCUCACGCCUGCGAUCGGCGCAAGAAUCGAAUUAGUUACACAAUCUUCGUCGUGACGAGUCUCUAUUAUUAUCGUCUAAUUUAUUAUAGAAAUGACAACAAAACAAAGUGUAUGGAAAAACGAACGAAAAAUAAGGAAAAACUCGCAAUACGAUGCUCAAGUUUUUUAUAUAUCGCUUGUAAAGAAUAUUUCGAGGAAGACGCAUCUAUAUACAUUUAGUGUUCCAUGUCUACUCAGUCUACGUCGGAGUCUUUUACUCAGGGAUCGAAAAAUUUCAUUUGGCUUUACUCGUCAUUGUUUUCAACCCUGAAAGCAUUCGAUUUUCAUUCCUUUUCAAACCAGAUCGAAAAUCCGCGUUCGUUCGUUUGCGAUCUUGGUAAUGCAAAUAUUGGAAUCAGUUAUUUAACUUCAAAUAUUCGAAAAUGCAACACUUUAAUUUCGCGAAAAUCUUUCGUUUUCAAAUGAUUUAAAUAUGUUUUAUUUUGACGAAUUCAUUUCGAACGAUUCGAAUCUACGUUUACUCUAAAAUGAUGUUUAAUAUGCCCGGCGAUAUUUCUCUGACCGACAUCUAUAACGAAUGGAAUCCUGAAUAAUUCAAUGUACAUUGGAGUUUUAUACUUCGAGUGAUAUGUUUUAAAUCCGAAAUAAAAUAGCGGAUAAAGUCCGAGAGGAUUAGAGGCGAAGAGAGUGUGCCUGAGUGUGUAAACGCGGUGUACUUUGUACGUAUUAAAAGUGAGGAGAAGCGAUGUUGGAUAACAGAGCAGUACGUUUUUUCUAAAUGGCGUGUUGUGACGAGAGUACGUUUUCAGGUUUGAAAGUGCUUAACGUUUGUACUCUAUAAAUUGUGCGUUGGAAAUCGAGGAAGAAGAGGAAGAAUAAGAGAAAGAAAGAAAAACAAUAUAAAAAUAGGAAUAGAGAUAGAAAUAGAACUGGAAACGAGAAUAAGAAGGACAGAGUGAGAGAGGAAAAUGAUCGUAAUAAGAAAACCAAAUUCACGAGGAGCGUCGAUCGUGUAAGCACUUAGCGCCGAGAAUGCACAAGCGUCGCGUUGGAGCGCGAAGAAUAAAACUCGUAGACGCUAAAUAUAUCCUCGAUUGUACAAUAUUAUUUCAAUGAGAAAAAAGAGAAAGAGAGAGAGAGAGAAAAAUGUGCAUCGUGGAGCUGUAAAACCGUGGUAAUUAUUUUAUAUGUAUAUACACAUAUAUGUAUGGAGAUAUGUGUGUGUAUGUAUAUGUACAAUCAAUCAUUCACGAAUUAAUUUCGAGUCUACAAAAAGCCACUCUCUCGUAAUCACCUUUUUGUCGCUUAUUUGACAAGAGGAUCUGUUGCAAUGUAAAUAAACUUAUAUUUAUACGA